Aplysia californica (California sea hare) is the source of this 3423-nucleotide messenger RNA. Its product is annotated as trichohyalin. NCBI's taxonomy places the organism in Eukaryota, Metazoa, Mollusca, Gastropoda, Aplysiida, Aplysiidae. The transcript has 2 exons. The annotation marks the transcript as partial. The record is from RefSeq and is a predicted model, not a curated record.
GACCGCAACACAUCUGUCUUCUCUCGGAACUCGUGCAAGCUUCCCUUUUCAUCCUUUGACAUUGAGCUACUUUAAUUGAGAAGACUUCCUAAGAAAGAAAACUGUGCUGACCUGAUCGAAGAUAUAUCACACCAAUGUAACGAAAGGAUGUAGAAGAUGACACAGAGGCAGCCUUUCUGGGAUGAUGGUUCAGGUUCUAACCAUUUUCAAGAAGAGCUAAUAAGUGUGUGUGAUGAGAUAUCAGAACUGGAUAAAAUUUGGUUACCUUAUGAUAUUGACACAGCGGUUCGAGAAAUUAAUAGCAGCGUAGCUCACUCGAAGACCUGUGCUGUACAAUUAAGAAAUUUAGAUAGUCGUGGUGUCCUUAGGGACGUUCUAAAAUCAGUAAUAACAAAUACAAAAACAUUUGCGGAGCACUACCCAUCACAAAAAACAGAAAAAGAGACUGAAGACCCUGCACAGUUCUCAAGGACAGACACAGGAAUUUGUACAUCCACGGAAACCAAUCCCCAAAUAAUUGUGUCGGAUAUUCUAAAUACAAAAUACUCGAAUCACAAAGAGAGCACAUGGGUUUCUAGGCAAAACGAAGUGUCCAAACGCCCAAAGAAACACAUCAUACAUGUACUGGAUGAUUGGGUUUCUAGUAAACGGUUGCCAAAAAGGGGAGACUCUUUAAAUUGUACAAAAAAGAGGCGAUGUGGGAACACAAGUUCUUCAGAAGUCGCCGUAGUUUGCAGGAAUGGCAAUGUGGGUCGCAAUAAACGCCCUCUCUCCACAGGGACGAGUCGUGACUUUUCAAACUCGAAUCAUUCCAGGCAAAUGAAUCGCAAAGAGCAGACGGGGCAGCUAUCGGCUGAAAUACAGUCGCAGACACAAGCAAGAGGUCACACCACGACUUUUAUGACUUUCUGUGCAGCGGAAGGUCUUCCAUUGCCAUUUCAGUCAGUGCGACAGGACGUGCAUGAUACUGCUCAUGCAUUUGUGAUAACAAGUCUACACAGAGCAGAGGGAUUCCAGGCUCAACGCGAGAGCACAGUGCCGAGCAACGAUUUUACAGUGAAACGUUUUAGGGAAGGCCUCCUUUUUACCCCAGCUUGGAAAAAGAGUAACACGUUAAAAGUUACUUCCGGAAAAUCUACCACGCCAACAGCGCGUAAUAAUACCGUGCCGCUCAACUCGGAAAAGAAAAGCACAAAACGAACACGUGCGAUGGCGAGUCACACAAAGAGGAGAAAAACACCGGCGAAGGAUUCGUCUGAAAAUAAAACAAUAUCCACCACAGAGAUAUGGAAACAACGUUCAAAGACACGCUGUUCUGAUAAUACAUUUCCAGGACAAGAGAACAACAACUGGACAGAGAAAAGUUCAGCAGGCAACGUUGUUCACACAAAAACUGGUGUCCCGAGUCAUACCUUUGGGUCACAGUGCCGAUGCGGGCGGUGUGGUUGUAAGGGGCAACACAAACAUUGUCCAGGCAAAGGAGGAGUAGGAGGCGUGCAUACUCCGCGUCAGGGGUGGGGUUCAGAGUCUGGACGUGACUCGAGAAGCGGCCAUCAGCAAGAUGACUCCAAGAAGGAAAUAGAUGGUGAUUUGAGGGACGAAAGAGAAAAAGAGAGGAGGAGUGGUUAUUUAGAAAAAGGUGAAGGGGAUUAUGAGAAAGGAGGAUCAGACGAGUCGAGAAAGGGUACGAGUACUCCGAAAAAAAGCGAUGGCUGGGAUAGAGGGACACCAGAUGACGACGCAGAGAGAGAAAUAGAUGGACCAAGAGAAGAGUCGGAGGGACAAGGAAAGAAAAUCGGAGAUUCCGGUAGAGGAUGGAGAGAUCAUUCUGGGAAUGAUAACACGGAUGGGUAUAGAGGAGGAACAACAGACAAAGGAACCGAGAGCCGGGAUACCGGUAGCUCAUCCUGGCCGUCGGAGUACCGAGCUCGACAAAAAGCCAGAGAAGCCUUCAAAAUGGAGGCCUGGGAGAGAAGCAGACGAGAUGCCGAGCGGAGAGCGGCUAAACGAGGGAAAGAGGGGGCGAUUACGAGGGCUGAAAGUGACGGAUUGAGUACUGACGAGCAUAUGGAGAUCUGGCAGAGAGCAAGCCUAGAUGCAGCGAUUCGGGCCGAGAAGCUGAAGGAAAGCCAACGCAGAGGUAGAGAAGAGCACGAUGCCAGACAAAGGGAGAUACUAGAAGCCAGACGCGAAGCUUGGGAAAACGCAAGCGCUUUGGCAAGAGAGCGGGCGAAGCAGAAUAACGACGAGAGGAGAAAGGAGCGAGAUAAAGUCGCUGAAAGAGAAGCUUCAGAACGCCAAAGAGCGGAGACCGCAAAACAGAGUCAUAAUAAAGCUCUCGAGAGAACAAAAGCAUUCGAAGAGGAACGCUUGAGAAAGAAAUCUGAAUACGAAAGAGAACAGCAGCGACGGUAUGAAGCUAAGAUGAAACAAUGGGAGCUGGACGAGGAGAAAGCAGUGGACAGACGUCAGUGGCAGAAUGAGGAACUGCAAAAGAGGAAAGAGGAUGAAGAGAAAGAUACGCUCGCAGAAAGAUUAAAGAGGGAAGCAUCAGAAAGGAGACUAGUAGAGGCUUGGGAGAAGGGAAGGCGUCUAAUGGACGCGGAGAGGGAUUGGGAGGCAAAGGAAAUGUUGAGGAUGAGAGAGGAGGAGGAGGUCAGGAUCAGGGCAGCAGAUUCUUCCAUCAGGGAGGCAGCCGAGAGAGGCAGACUCGCGGCGGAGGAGUGGCAGGCAGAAGCUUUAGAGAGGGCGAAGAGGGACCUGGAGGAAAAGAGGAGGAGAGAGGCUGCAGAGUCGGCGAAACUUCUCGCUGAGCAAAGAAUUAUGCUACAGCUCCAGGAGCGGAUGCGGUUGGAGAGGGAGGAGAAAGCAAAAUUAGACGAGCAAGAAACGUUGAGAGAAGAAGCGGCGGAGAAGCGCAGGAGGGAAGCGGAUCAAAGAACCAGACUGCUCAGAGAGGAGUGGAUGAAAAGAGAGAUGGAGGAGAGGAAAAGACGUCAGGAGCAAGAAGAUUACCUGCGAAAGUUGGCGGAGAGUAGACGAGCAGAGGAGGAAGAGGCCAGACGACGGGCGAUCCUGGAGGAAGAGAGAAGACGAGAAGCAGAGCUGGAAGAAAUCCGUCGUCGGGAAGAGGAGCAGAAAAGAAGAAAUAGCGCCUCUGAAGAAGAAGAAAGGCUGAGGAGGGAAGCCGAGAAAGCACAGAGGGACGCGUUAAUUUCGGCGGCCAAAGAGGCGGAGAGGGACGCUCGGAGACGUGCGGAGGAGCGAGAGAGGAGAGAGUCAAUACUGGAGGAAGAAAAAGAAGCAGCGGGAAAGAGAUUCGGAGGGAAAGAUGCAGAGGAGGAAAAACGGAAGAAAACAGAAGAGGAGGAAAAGAGGAGGGAAGAAGAAGAACUGGCAGAAAUGAAGAGAAAAGAAGCUGAG